Messenger RNA from Mycena indigotica, 1866 nucleotides. RefSeq lists its product as uncharacterized. Gene Ontology annotation, cellular component: nucleolus. The record is from RefSeq and is a predicted model, not a curated record. Gene Ontology annotation, molecular function: GTP binding. The transcript has 8 exons. Bases 1 to 1866 code for a protein of 621 amino acids. NCBI's taxonomy places the organism in Eukaryota, Fungi, Basidiomycota, Agaricomycetes, Agaricales, Mycenaceae.
AUGCCUCGAAUCCGCAAAAAAACAAGCAACCGCACAAAGACCAAUGAUCGUCGGAAGGUGCAAAACAAAGUGCGCGAGAGCCGUAAGAAAAAAGCGAAGGCUGCAAAAAAUAACACCCAGUGGAAGUCCAAACAUAAGAAGGACCCAGGCAUCCCGAGCGCGUUUCCUUACAAGGAGCAGAUUCUAGCGGAAAUUGCGGACCAGAGGCGAGAGGCAGCUGAGGAAAAACAACGAAGGAGGGAUGAGAAGGCAAAGAAACGACAGGGCGAGCAUGAGCACCAGGACGAGGAUAGCGUUUUGGCGGAAGUGAAAGCGCGCGGACUUGACCAAGGAUUCGAAGGCAUUUCGAGUCUCAGCGCCAAACAGCUCAACGAGACCAAAGUCCAACAACGGCGGAAGGGUACUGUGCCCAUGGAAGUUGACGAUGACGAUGAAGAGGACACUCCCAUUCUCAUCAAUCGUGAACUUCCAAAUCUCCAAGCUGUCUUGGACUCUGCGGAUGUGGUCAUUCAAAUACUCGAUGCACGCGACCCACUGGCGUUUCGCAGUGAGCAUUUAGAAGAGCUUGCGGGUGAAAAGCAUGUCCUUUUCGUGUUGAACAAAAUCGAGACCUGUCCCCGAGAAUCGGUUUCAGGCUGGCUGACCCAUUUGCGAGCCAGUCAUCCCACAGUUGCGUUCCGCUCGGCCACAGGUCUAUUGCCUGAAACCGUUAAAAGCGACGAUAAAGGCAAGGGGAAGGCUAAGGCGUCUUAUUCAGAUGCGCUUGGUGCCGAUGCCAUCCUGGACAUCCUCGGAGCGUGGGCCGAGGCCAAGAAGGGAGACACUCCGCUUUGUGUUGCCGUUGUCGGUGUAACAAAUGUCGGCAAAACGUCCUUUGUCAACUCGUUGCUCCAAAAAGCUACAUUGCCCAUCUACACUCUUGCAACAUCAUCUCGGGGACCCACGACAACAGCCUAUGCCCAAGAGGUCUCGCUCACCAUCAAGUCUCGAACAAUCCGACUCAUUGAUACUCCUGGCUUGACUUGGGAACAAACUGAGGAAAAUGACCCAGAACAAAUUCGCGCUCGGGAUAUUCUGCUAAGGAGUAAAGGCCGUAUUGACAGGUUGAAGGACCCGGUCCUUCCAGUUCACCAUCUCAUUCCUCGCGCCAAUGCUGAGGACUUGAUGCUGUUCUACACCCUCCCUGCAUUCACCACCGGCGACACUGACGCUUUCCUAUCCUGUGUUGCGCGUGCAAACCAACUCGUCAAGAAGGUGGACAGAUUUGGGUCUAUUCCAUUCUUGUUUCUGACCUUCCCCCAGAAAGGCGAUCUCGAUUUGACCGGAGCCGCGCGGAUUGGGGACAACCAGACGCUCUCUGCCGCGGACGAAGCAGUACUGGCUACAUUACAAACACGUAAAGAGUUGCGCAAGUCUGGCGGCUUGGUCAAGCUCACAACAGAGGCUGUGGAAACACGAAGGGCAAUCGUCGAUGAAUCUUGGGUUAAUGAAUCGGGAAGCGCUGACGAGAGCAGUGGAGAUGAGGCAAAUGAACCAACGGAGAGCGAGGAGAGCGGUGAUGACGAGGAUGAGGAAUCAGAACCGGUGGAUGAAGACGAACAAGAUGAUGAAGACCCGGAGCCAGUUGUGUCCGGUAAACAAAAACGCAAAAGGGCAGCCGAGCUCAAACCGGCCCCCCGCAAAAAAGUUUCGUUCGGACCCGACCCCAAAUCAUCCAAAAAGGCGCGUCUAGCGUCUGGUGCUAAGAUGCCGGUUAAAACGAAAGCGGCACCAUUGAAGAAGGUGGCCAAUGCUCCGGUCAAGACAAAAGGCUCGCAAAAGGACGCUGGGGGCCCAGAGGCGUACAGUUUCAAGGAUUUCUUCUGA